UCAAAUUAGUGGGUGCCUCAUUUAUCAUAAAUUAUAAAAGAGAAUCUAACAAUUAUUGGCUACAUUCUAGGCACGGGGUAACGAUUUAUUAUUAUUCUAACCAAAAAAAUACAUGUAUCUAAGUAUCCUAUGUAACGUAUCAUUCAAUCACACAAAACCCUAUGAAAUACUGGCAGGGCCCGGUGGCUCACGCCUGUAAUCCCAGCACUUUGAGAGGCGGAGGCAGGAGGAUAAUUUGAGCCCUCAGGAGUUCAAGACCAGCCUGGACAACAAUACUGAGACAUCGUCACUUCACCAUCAUAUCCAGAAUUAAUUUCUACUGUUAGGGCAGUCAGCGAAAGGAAAGCUCGCGAUAUUACACAAACUACUACUCCCAACAUGCAAAGCGGUUUCUUUCCCUCUGUCCCCGCCCGGCCGUCCGAGAGCCCCAGCAGGCCUCGGGGCGCGAAAGGCAACCUGGAAGCAGUAGUUCUCCUGGGCGCCUAGCGGGAUCGCCAGCGCGGCAGUGGGGCCUUCUGCGGCUCCAAGCCAGCGGGUCCUGUCAGGGCGAGCGGAGGCGGAGAAAGGGCGCGGGAGUGAGCGAGGGUGAGUCAGCCACUGUCUACGCAAUAAAGGGAGGCCUCACCGCGGGAUAGGGCUGAAUUCAGAAGUGCGGCCCGUGCCGCAGUCUGUUCCAGGACGCGGCUUGUCUUAGCGUCUGCGAGAGAAGGUUGAGGAGGAGCCAGAGCCGGGUCCUGCAGCCUUUCUCGCUAUCAGCGCCCGUCGCCAUCUCCACCAUGCAGUCCCGGGAAGACGCCCCGCGCUCUCGCCGCCUCGCCAGUCCCCGUGGUGGGAGGCGGCCCAAGAGGAUUUCCAAGCCCUCGGUUUCGGCCUUUUUCACGGGUCCAGAGGAAUUAAAGGACACGGCCCAUUCUGCAGCCCUGCUGGCACAGCUCAAGUCUUUCUACGACGCGCGGCUGCUGUGUGAUGUGACCAUCGAGGUGGUAACGCCUGGCAGUGGGCCUGGCACAGGUCGCCUCUUUUCCUGCAAUCGCAACGUGCUAGCAGCUGCGUGCCCCUACUUCAAGAGCAUGUUCACAGGUGGCAUGUACGAGAGCCAGCAGGCCAGCGUGACCAUGCACGAUGUGGACGCCGAGUCCUUCGAGGUGUUGGUCGACUACUGCUACACGGGUCGUGUGUCUCUCAGCGAGGCCAAUGUGCAGCGCCUGUACGCGGCCUCUGACAUGCUGCAACUGGAGUAUGUGCGGGAAGCCUGUGCCUCCUUCUUAGCCCGACGUCUUGACCUGACCAACUGCACCGCCAUCCUCAAGUUUGCAGACGCCUUCGACCAUCACAAGCUUCGAUCUCAGGCCCAGUCCUAUAUAGCUCAGAACUUCAAGCAGCUCAGCCGAAUGGGUUCAAUUCGGGAGGAGACUCUAGCAGAUCUGACCCUGGCCCAGCUGCUGGCUGUCCUGCGCUUGGAUAGUCUGGACAUAGAGAGUGAGCGGACUGUAUGCCAUGUAGCUGUGCAGUGGCUGGAGGCUGCUCCCAAGGAGCGGGGUCCCAGUGCUGCAGAAGUCUUCAAGUGCGUGCGCUGGAUGCACUUCACUGAAGAAGAUCAGGACUACUUAGAAGGGCUGCUGACCAAGCCCAUCGUGAAGAAGUACUGCCUGGACGUUAUUGAAGGGGCCCUGCAGAUGCGCUAUGGUGACCUGUUGUACAAGUCUCUGGUGCCAGUACCAAACAGCAGCAGCAGCAGCAGUAGCAGCAGCAACUCUCUUGUAUCUGCAGCAGAAAAUCCACCCCAGAGACUGGGUAUGUGUGCCAAGGAGAUGGUGAUCUUCUUUGGACACCCCAGAGAUCCCUUUCUCUGCUAUGACCCUUACUCAGGGGACAUUUACACAAUGCCAUCACCUUUAACCAGCUUUGCUCACACUAAGACUGUUACCUCCUCAGCUGUCUGUGUCUCCCCAGACCACGACAUCUAUCUAGCUGCCCAGCCCAGGAAAGACCUCUGGGUGUAUAAACCAGCUCAGAAUAGUUGGCAGCAACUUGCAGAUCGCUUGCUGUGUCGUGAGGGCAUGGAUGUGGCAUAUCUCAAUGGCUACAUCUACAUUUUGGGGGGGCGAGACCCUAUUACUGGAGUUAAGUUGAAGGAAGUGGAAUGCUACAGUGUUCAGAGAAACCAGUGGGCAUUGGUGGCUCCUGUCCCUCAUUCCUUCUAUUCCUUUGAACUCAUAGUGGUUCAGAACUAUCUUUAUGCUGUCAACAGUAAGCGAAUGCUCUGCUAUGAUCCUAGCCACAAUAUGUGGCUGAACUGUGCUUCUCUUAAACGCAGUGACUUUCAGGAAGCAUGUGUCUUCAAUGAUGAAAUCUAUUGUAUCUGUGACAUCCCAGUCAUGAAGGUCUACAACCCAGCUAGGGGAGAAUGGAGGCGGAUUAGUAAUAUUCCUUUGGAUUCAGAGACCCACAACUACCAGAUUGUCAAUCAUGACCGAAAGUUGCUUCUCAUCACUUCUACAACCCCACAAUGGAAAAAGAACCGAGUGACAGUGUAUGAAUAUGAUACUAGGGAAGAUCAGUGGAUUAAUAUAGGUACCAUGUUAGGCCUUUUGCAGUUUGACUCUGGCUUUAUCUGCCUUUGUGCUCGUGUUUAUCCUUCCUGUCUUGAACCUGGUCAGAGUUUUAUUACUGAGGAAGAUGAUGCACGGAGUGAGUCUAGUACUGAAUGGGACUUAGAUGGAUUCAGUGAGCUGGACUCUGAGUCAGGAAGUUCAAGUUCUUUUUCAGAUGAUGAAGUCUGGGUGCAAGUAGCACCUCAGCGAAAUGCACAGGAUCAGCAGGGUUCUUUGUAAAUAGUAUUUUGAGACACUAAGAUGUUUCUACUGCUACGGAAUGUAUUUUAAACACAUAUCCUUUCUUUUUCUUGGAAAAAAAAAGUUGACCAGGACCACAGAUUUGGUUUAGAAAGGGUAAUAUUUUGAAAUACUACAAGGUUUAAACAGUCCACGAAAUCGACCUGUUUAAUAAUAUACCUUCCUGAAAGUCCAAAAUUAAAAUAUGGAAGCAAGAACUAUGUAAUUUGACUGGGAUGUUUGGUAGGUUUUUUUCAUUGUUCAAAUAUUCAUUGCACAGUGGAUUGUUUUGAUUAGUUAGUAUGCUUUUUUUUUAAUUCAGUCUUCUGUUAAUUUUUAAGUUUUGGUUAGUGCCACAAGGAAUUUAACUUUUUAAUCUGUGUAAUAGAAAACUGGACUAGGAAUUGGUGGAGUUUUGAAGGAUGUAUACUUUCCUUCAAAAUAAAGUGGUAGAUUUUCAAAAUUUUACACUAGUCAGUUCUUUAUAUUCUAAGUUAAAUAUAGUUUGUAAAAUUAUUUUGGUUUUCUACAAAGGAAAAAAAAUUGUAUAUAUAUAUAUAAAGGUUACUGAAUAAUGAUUUCAUUUUGAUAAAUGUGCAGAAUGGCCUCACAAGCUCACAGAAAGUAAAAAAUAAGUAAAUAAAAAUCAGGAUUCCAUUGUUUUAAAAUAAAUCUCAGUUUUUAUUUUGGAAUAUAAAAUGUGUAUUUGGUAUAUGUGACCAAUUUUCUUCCCCAAAAAACACCCAUUCUAGUAAUGUCAUGAAUUAAACACCCUUCUAAACCAAAAAAAAAAAAAAAGGUAACUUGCUUUUUACGUUUGUAUUUUUAAUCUAUGCCCAAUACAUGCUUUAUUGACUCAGAAGAACAAUUCCUAGACAUAUAAUUGGGUAAUGCAAAUUUUUAUCCACUGGUCAUGACUUGUCUUAAAAUGUUUAUUUGCCUCCCUAAAAUAUUUUGGCUGUAUAGGUUUGGUGUUUUUCCUAGAGGAUUCUUCAACAGAAAGUGAUUUAUUCUUUACUGUUUUGUGAGGUAAUAUGGUUUAGAACAUAUAUAUAAGCUAAACAUGGUAUUUUAUUCAGAUCAGUAGUUAUCGUGUCUAUCAGCUAUUAAAAAAAAUCAAGUGCCAGCCAAGAACUUUAAAACUUUAAGCUGUGUAUUAUAAAACCAUUUUGUGUAGCAUUGGAAUAUUGUCCAUUUUGUAAGUCACUGUGAAUGUUCUUAUCAGCUUGAAGGUAUUUUUGUAUUAAAAGUUGACAUUGAAGAACCUAAGUGAAUAAUGGGGUUUGGGGCCAGGAGUGAAAGUAUGUUUCCUCUAAAAUAUUUCCCUAAACAGUGGUAUACAUGGUUAUUUUAUUAUGAGAUUUGUAUAUGUUCUGUUUCUCUGUGAACCAUGUUUUAGUCUCUCUGUCACCAUAUGUAAGGGAAAGUCCAUAAAUAUAGACUAAAUUGCACAAAACUGAAAUUGUUAAUUACAAGAAAAUAUAGGUGCUUACCUUUUGAAGGUUUAUUAAUACAUGUGAUUGUCACAAUACGUAUAUAUGAUAAGUGGUGUACAUAUACAGAUGUUUAUGGUGUAUAAAUUUUUCUAUACCCAAUUAGAAUUAUCUUCCUGAUUCUUUAUUCAACAACAUGCUAAUUCCUCUUCUAUGUUCUGUAGUGACAGAAUGCUAACUUUUCUUACACCCUGGCAGAGGACAGGAGUCUGGUCUAGGAUGGGGAACUGAAUUUUUGCACGAAAAGGAAACAGAAAGGAUAAAGAAACAAAACGCACAAUCAUGUUUCUUAGUCAUUUUGAUUGGCCGUUUGAACAGUCUACAAGUUUAACGUUAUUUCUAGUGAAGUAAGAUGCCUGCCCUAGCAUACAUGUUUCUUCAAAAGGGUAAAUGUGCUUUAGUGAUCUAAAGCUAAAUUUUGUUCAUUUGACAUCAGGGAUGUUAUAAGUACUGCACUUAAUACAAAGCUAUUUCUCAGUUGUGUUAUUUUUGAGCCAAAUUUUUUUUUGUUUUGUAAAAAUUGAGAGAUGGCAAUGCUUAUGUCAACCAGAUUAUCCAUCUGCAGAAUUAAGGUAUGCAACUGGUAAAUAAAAGACAAAUGCUCCAGUUUGUCUUUCUCAGCCUUUGAGUUCUUAACCUUUGAGUUAAAACCUAGCCUAAAUAGUGGGAAUGUCUUGGUUUUCAGUGAGGUUUUCUUGGGAAGGAUCUUGGUUUUGUGAUCUAUUUGUGAAUUAAGAAGUAGAUGUUAACCAUUAUUUUAUAGAUAAGUGAUUUGUACAUGGUUAGUUAUAAAUAAAACUGGUACUAGAA
Messenger RNA from Chlorocebus sabaeus (green monkey), 5137 nucleotides. RefSeq names its product kelch repeat and BTB domain containing 7 (gene KBTBD7). NCBI's taxonomy places the organism in Eukaryota, Metazoa, Chordata, Mammalia, Primates, Cercopithecidae. The record is from RefSeq and is a predicted model, not a curated record. Gene Ontology annotation, molecular function: protein binding.